Apiotrichum porosum is the source of this 1404-nucleotide messenger RNA. RefSeq lists its product as uncharacterized. Gene Ontology annotation, molecular function: protein-cysteine S-palmitoyltransferase activity. Gene Ontology annotation, biological process: protein targeting to membrane; peptidyl-L-cysteine S-palmitoylation. The transcript is spliced from 5 exons. Bases 1 to 1404 code for a protein of 467 amino acids. Gene Ontology annotation, cellular component: endoplasmic reticulum; Golgi apparatus. NCBI's taxonomy places the organism in Eukaryota, Fungi, Basidiomycota, Tremellomycetes, Trichosporonales, Trichosporonaceae. The record is from RefSeq and is a predicted model, not a curated record.
AUGUCCGGCCUCGACAGCUCUCAGCGCGAUACCAUGACCCCGUGGCAAAAGUGGAAUCGCCAGUUCGAGCCCAGUUGUCCAGACCCAUGGAUUUCCAGAAAGCUGGCCGUCAUCAUUGUCCUUUGCCUCGCUGUGUGGGACUUCUACGUCGUGGUAGGCAGACUCUGUGUACCUGCAAUUCAGAAAAAGCCCGGAGCGACGUACGAGCGAGGGGCUGGUGGUGAGCAUCUGUCGUGUGAUGUCGAGCGCGCGCUGAUGGUAGUGGGCAUUCUCGUCGUAUUCAUUGUCCUCUGGACCAUGUUCAUGUGGUCGUACAGUGCUGUCAUCACAGUGCCUCCCGGCUUGGCGAAAGAUUUCGUUGCAACCUCUAGCAACCCGUACGAGCAGUAUGGUGAAGCCAACACCGAGAGCGGAACCCGUCGAAGCUCUGACGUUGUCCUGUAUGGGGGGCAGCCAGAUCCUCAAGGGGCUGGAUCAUUGGACGUGUCCAACCCAUCCGAGGCAGGGACGGCGAUUCCCGAGACUACGUUUGAGGAGAAACGAGAUGAACUUGCAACAGCAGCAGGCUCACCACCACCCAUUCCCCCUCCAACGCGUGCUCCUGACACUUCCAACACCUCCCCGCACGCCGCCUCGUUGACGCUUGCCGAACGUCCCGCGCGAUACGUGCCCAGACCCGUCCCCAAUGCCACUCUGGGCCCCCGUUGGUGCUACCACUGCCACAUUGUCAAACCUGACCGCACUCACCACUGUCGCCACUGUGGUACCUGCAUUCUGCAGUUUGACCGUGAGUCUUGCCACCCCUCUCUGUCUGUCGCGCACCCUUACACUUCAGACCACUGUGUGUGGAUCGGCCAGUGCGUGGGCUGGCGCAACCAUGCGAUUUUCAUCACAUUCACUCUCUGGGCUGGGCUAUUCUGCGCCUUCAACGUCAUAGUCUUCAUCAUCGACGCCGCCAGCUCAGCCAAAGUUGAUCCUCAGAAGGUUAUUUUGAUCGUGAUCUCUGGAUUUCUGGGCCUUUUCACCUGGGCAAUGUUGCCGACCCACAUCGCCCUCGUCAUGAGUGGCAAGUCAACAAACGAAUCCUUCCAGGCAGACGCGCAAAAGCAAAUCGAAACCAUCACUCUGCGUCGCGAAUUCCCUUCGUGCUGGUCUUUCCGGGACAUGAACAAGAUGCAGCGCCAGUGGAACGCCGACUUUGGCGGUGUAGCUGUCAACGAUCGUUGGGCGUUUGGGAGGAAGAGAGACAUGUGGAGGCAGGAGAUGGGUCGCAACAUUGCGGGAUGGGUCUUGCCGAUCGGCCGUCCACUCGGCGAUGGUCUCCACUUUCAUCAGAAUCCUCGAUUUGGUCCCAACGGCGAGUGGCUGAGGAUGCAAGACUGGCCAAAAGUGGUAUCCAUAUGA